Aspergillus calidoustus is the source of this 930-nucleotide messenger RNA. NCBI's taxonomy places the organism in Eukaryota, Fungi, Ascomycota, Eurotiomycetes, Eurotiales, Aspergillaceae. The record is from the annotation of a GenBank genome assembly.
AUGCUUUCUCUUCGCACACUUGCCCGCUCGGUGCCUCGCACUUUCUCGCGAUCAAUCGCGACAUCGUCUCGAUCUGCCAUUCUCCGACCUUCGUCAAAUCUUCCCAAAAGCGGCUUCGUCCAGCCCUCCUUGAAGCAAGCCAUCAGACCUUCGUAUGCUGCCUUUUCGACAUGCAGGGCCUUCAGACAAGCUGAAGGUGAUGCUGAGCUUGCUGCAAAACUCGAGGAUGAACUGAAGCACGAGAAGGAGUCCGGCCUCGAGGAUCUGGACUCCUCUGUUCAGAACAUCCAGUAUGUUCUGCAGAACAACUCUUGGGAGGUCAAGGAUGUUCCCGGAGAGCAGGAGGUUGUUCUGACGAAGAAGUUCGGCAAGGAAGAGAUUCGCCUUACAUUUACUGUCGCCGACCUCCAGAACCUGAGCGAACAGGAUGACUUUGAUGCCGGCCUCACCGACGAUCUCGACUUCCAGGGUCACCAGCCCGUCAACGCCGGCCGUGGCGGAAACAUCGCACAGCACCCCGAGGACAGCGUCGCCCCCGCUGACCGCGAGCUUGACGAUGUCGACCGUGACCUCGAGCCCAGCUUCCCCGCGCGCGUCAAUGUGACCAUUGAGAAGCCCGGCAACGGCGCCCUCCUCAUCCAGACCCUCGCUCAGGAUGGCCUUUUCCAGAUCGAAGAAGUUUCCUUCUUCUCCAAGCCCGACCUUGCCCAUGCUGUUACCGCUGAGAAGGACUGGGCCCGCCAGAGCCUGUACGCCGGCCCUCCCUUCGAGAACCUCGAUGAGGAUCUGCAGUCCUACCUUGAGCGUUACCUUGAGGAGCGCGGCAUCAACGCCGAGCUUGCCAACAUGAUCCCCGACUACAUCCAGGUUAAGGAGCAGAAGGAAUAUGUCCGCUGGCUCGAGAGCGUCAAGAACUUCGUCUCUGCUUAA